Messenger RNA from Lolium perenne, 1181 nucleotides. RefSeq names its product probable xyloglucan endotransglucosylase/hydrolase protein 23. Gene Ontology annotation, biological process: xyloglucan metabolic process; cell wall biogenesis. Gene Ontology annotation, molecular function: xyloglucan:xyloglucosyl transferase activity; hydrolase activity, hydrolyzing O-glycosyl compounds. Lineage: Eukaryota; Viridiplantae; Streptophyta; Magnoliopsida; Poales; Poaceae. The record is from RefSeq and is a predicted model, not a curated record. Gene Ontology annotation, cellular component: apoplast; cell wall.
UUCCACUCACACAACACAAGCUUCCGAUCGAGCUCGAUCUCUACUCAUCUUCUUCUAGUUGUUUUCUUGUUCCUAGCUAGUUGGGUACGGUGUAAGAAGUGAUGGCUCGCAUGGCCGUGUCGGUGCUGGCGAUCCUGCUGGCGUCUUGUGCCGUUGCGGCGGCGGCAAGCUUCGACAAGGAGUUCGACAUCACGUGGGGCGACGGCCGCGGCAAGAUCCUGAACAAUGGGCAGCUCCUGACGCUGGGGCUGGACAAGACCUCCGGCUCCGGGUUCCAGUCCAAGCACGAAUACCUCUUUGGCAAGAUCGACAUGCAGCUCAAGCUCGUCGCCGGCAACUCCGCCGGCACCGUCACCGCCUACUACCUGUCGUCGAUGGGGGCGACGCACGACGAGAUCGACUUCGAGUUCCUGGGCAACGAGACCGGCCAGCCGUACACGCUGCACACCAACGUGUUCACGCAGGGACAGGGGCAGAGGGAGCAGCAGUUCCGCCUCUGGUUCGAUCCCACCAAGGACUUCCACACAUACUCCAUCCUCUGGAAUCCCAAGCACAUCAUCUUGAUGGUGGACGACAUGCCGAUCAGGGACUUCAGGAACCUGGAGGGGAAGGGGAUCGCCUUCCCCAAGAACCAGCCCAUGCGCCUCUACUCCAGCCUCUGGAACGCCGACGACUGGGCCACGCAGGGCGGCCGCGUCAAGACGGACUGGUCCCACGCCCCCUUCUCCGCCUCCUACCGCGCCUUCAAGGCCGACGCCUGCGUCGUCGUCGCCGGUGGCCGCACGCGCUGCGGCGCCUCCAUCGGCAAGGAAGCCGCCCCAGGCGGUACCGCCGGUGCCGGGGCCGGCGAGUGGUACAACCAGGAACUGGACCUGACGCGGCAGCAGCGCAUGCGGUGGGUGCAGAGCAACUACAUGAUCUACAACUACUGCACCGACCCCAAGCGCGUCGCCCAGGGCCUCCCCGCCGAGUGCUCCAUGUAGUCCUGGCCGGAGAAAGGGAAGAAAGGCGGCGUCUGUAUAGAUCUCUGAAAUAAAUAAGGAAAGGUGAUGGGAAAAAUGUGUAUUGUAGCCGGUGGUGGUUGGUAGAUUCUCCAGUUUGUUCUUUGUCACGCCAAGUUCGUGUGAUCUUGAUCGUGCUCACGCUCGAUUCGUGUGUAAUACAUGCAUACUCCUCCUGUU